Molecule: messenger RNA, 2368 nt
Organism: Magallana angulata
Lineage: Eukaryota; Metazoa; Mollusca; Bivalvia; Ostreida; Ostreidae
Product: cytochrome P450 3A4-like
Exons: 14
Coding region: 383-1927 (514 amino acids)
Molecular function (GO): heme binding; iron ion binding; oxidoreductase activity, acting on paired donors, with incorporation or reduction of molecular oxygen
Source: RefSeq, a predicted model, not a curated record
AGCAUAAAACGUAUGAAUCGGCCUCGUAGCUAGAAUUGGAUAUGUUGAUUAUAUAUAAGGCGCGUGGUAUUCCACGCUAGUCCUUAUAUCGCUAUAUGCUGUGCACGAAACGACACAUCGAGUUACCUGUGGGAUUUUUUUUUUUACCUAUAUCUCAGGUGUAUCUUUUGUACGGAAUUAGUUGAAUGCACGCAAAGCCAGCUUGGAACGCUAAUUACCCCGGUCUAGAUUUACAUACCAGUAAAGGGUUGUUUAAAAAUUUGCCACUAUCAUAUGCCGAAAUGAUAUUUAAUACAACAACAUAGAGAGGAGGAAAAAUUCGAGCCCUGCUGUUUAUUAACGGGAGUGAAAGCUAUUCAAAAGGAGGGACAAAAAUCAAAACAUGACGACGGCCGCAGUUCUUCCUGCCUUCCUGACCUUUGAUCCGGUUCUGUUGACCCUGGUUUGCACCGCCUGUGUGUUAUUAUAUUGGUACCUAAAAAAUACGUACUCUGUGUUUAACGAACUGAACGUGCCAGGUCCCACACCUAAAUGGGUGUUUGGAAAUAUUGGUGAAUUUAAAGACAAGUUUCCUCUGGAAGUGUUUAAAGAAUGGCGAAAAACGUACGGAAAUAUUUUUGGAUUUUUUGAAGGCUUUAAACCAAGUAUUGUUAUCACAGACCCAGAAAUGGCGAAACAGGUGUUGGUAAAACACUUCGACAAAUUCCAUGUUAGACCGAUCUACAAUCCGUUUGUUUACUAUCCGGAUGACCUAAGUCUUUUGAAUACAUAUGGUGAAACUUGGCGACGACAGAGGUCCGUGGUGGCGUCCGCAUUCAAGUCCGCCAACACAGCCCACAUAGUGAAAUGCUUGAAUCGAGCUGCAGAUAAGCUGAUGUUAAAGUUAGAUGAGAGUGCACGGCUAAACCACAACGGCUUUGACAUCACAAGCCUGGUAGAUCGGUUUUCUUUGGAAGCUUUUGCCAGUGCGGCUUUUAACUACAAAGGCAACAUUUUAGAUGACCCAAACGCCACGCUUUUUCGCUAUAUGAGGGCAUUCAACCAUUCCUCUUCUGCAGAUAAUCCUAUAGCCGGCCUAGCCAGAGUCUUUGAUAGUUUAACGCCCCUCCUGAAACCUUUUGACAAAGAACAUGCCAUGUUGCAUGUACAGCACGUGAAUGAAAUCAGAAAAUGCAUCAAGGAGGAAAGAGAAAGGCUAGCAAAUGAAGGCGUGGACUCGUCAGAAAGGAACCUGUUGCAUCACUUGAUGCUGGGUACGUUCCUAGAGAAGGCCGAGGACGGGAAAUGGCACCGGCGGGGCCUGUCGGACGAGGAGAUCGUGGCCCACAUCAACUCCCUGAUCGGUGGGGGACUGGGUACCCUCAACGCCUCCAUAGAGUUCGUCAUACACAUGCUGGCCGUCAACCCAGAGGCCCAGCAGAGAGUGUACCAAAACAUCAUGGACGUUUGCGGAAACGAGGAAAAUCCAAGCGACAAACAAUUGAAGGAGUUGGAGGAAUUGGACAAAUUUAUCCUAGAGACGCUUCGCCUCCUUCCAUGUGCACCAGGAUUAGCGCGCACGUGCACGGAGGACUGUGAAAUAAAUGGCGUCCCCUUCCGGAAGGGCUGGGUGGUCCGGAUCAUGCUCUGUACCGUCUACAGCGACGACUCCUUCUUCCCGAAACCCGAGGUGUUCGAUUCAGACAGAUUUACAACAGAAGAGAAGGAGAAGAGACACCCCUAUACAUUCCUACCGUACGGCCAAGGUCCUCGGAUGUGCCCUGGUUAUCACAUUGGAGUGUUCCAGACGAAAGCAGCAUUAGUGAAAAUCCUUAAGAAAUACGUUAUUGAGAGUUCUCCGCAAACAGUGGAUCCUCUUCCCGUUGCCCUAAGACCUAUGCUGUCGCCAAGAGAUGGCGUGUGUGUAAAACUGACAAAACGAACAUAGAAUCAGUGCCUACAAUAAAACUGGUUUCAAUUUAGACAAAACGACAUGUUCGUGCCAUGAAAAAAAAUGCACCGGGCAUGCGCAGACCAGAACUUCCGCCGGAAAUGGUAAUGGAACGCACCGGUCGAGAUCCUGACCAAUACUCACAACCUUACAGAAAUAUACUCCUUUCGUUUACGUGUUACAUCCAUUUAUUCACACAAUUCCGACGUACUGCCGUGUGUGAACUCAUCCAGCGUUGUGUGAUUUUAACGAUGACGACAGUUUGAGACGGACUCCGUGUGAUGACUGUGAAGAUGAAGUGAUAGUUUAUAAACGACAAUACAACGCCAAUUGUUCUCUCUGGAGACGAUGAAGAUUCAUGAUGACGUCAUUUGUGUUGACGUAACUAACAUAUGUGAGAUUAUUGUAUUGUAAAAAGAAACUACGAUGUCGUUUUUU